Molecule: messenger RNA, 1179 nt
Organism: Hansenula anomala
Lineage: Eukaryota; Fungi; Ascomycota; Saccharomycetes; Phaffomycetales; Wickerhamomycetaceae
Exons: 1
Coding region: 1-1179 (392 amino acids)
Source: RefSeq, a predicted model, not a curated record
AUGCCUACUCAAAAACUAUUACCUUUGGUCUCAGGAUCAUCAAAUCAACCAAACAACCAAAACUCAUCCAUUCCAAAAGCAUUCAAUAUCAAAAUCCCUCUAGAAAUCCAACAAAAAUUGAUCAAUUCAAAUUCAAAUUUAAAGAUUAUAGUCUCCAAAGGUGAAUUACAAUUAAAUAUAAAUGGACAAAUCUAUAAAUUAAACAAAUUACAAGAAUAUAGUAAAGUUGAUCUUUAUAAACAAUUUUCAAAUUCAACUUUUAAAUCCAUUGGUACAAUUCAUUCAAAAUUAACCAUAUCUCAAACCUCAACUCCCCCAGUACCACCACCAACAAAGACACAUACACCACCAAUACAAUCCCAUUCAAGAAAUAGAUCAAAUGGGUCUAAUAACACUAAUCCCAAUAAUAAUACAUUAAUAGCUUCAGGGACCAAGAUAUCUGCAAUCACCAAGAAAUUGGUUCAUCUUUUAGCAUUAGGUCCAAUAAGUAUUGAAGAUAUGGUUCAAAGGACCAAAGUGUCCAAGAAUGAUGUAGAGAGUGUUCUUAGAUCAAUAUCCAUGGUUUAUUCACCACAGAAGCAAAAACAAAUCAUUAAUAAAUAUCCAUAUGAACCGGAAAAGAAAGAAGAGGAGGGUGAGGUUCUUUAUGUGUUGAAUUAUAGUAAUUAUAAGGAAUUGAGAUUAAAUGAUUGGAAAUAUUCAAUGGAGGAGUUGAAACAGAUUAAGGAGAAUUGUAAAGCUGUUUAUAACCAUUUGAAUUAUCCAAGUUCACAUCCUGCUAGGUUAGUUUUAGAUCCAAAGGAAAAAGAGUUGAAGAGUGAAACGCAAAGGCCCACUGAACCAAAGCGGGAGCCAAAGGUGGAGCCAAAGGGGGAGCCAAAAGGGGAGCCAAAAAGUGAAUCAAAUGGAACCAUCCCUGAACACAAGAUUGAUCAACCAAUACGGAAGGAACCAGUAUCAUUAAAGCGUAAAAGAUCAGAUGAAGAAGAUAUUGAAUCUUUACAAAAUUUGGCUAAAAAAUUCAAAUCUAAAUAUAAAGAAUAUGAAACGUUAUACAAAGAGAUUAUUAAAAAUCCAAAUCAUGAAAUUAAAUUAACAAAAUUAUAUCAAAUGCAUAAAGAUUUAGAAGUUUGGAAAAAACAACUAUGGAAUUAUAAUGACAAUAACAACCAAUCAUAG